Phoenix dactylifera (date palm) is the source of this 3777-nucleotide messenger RNA. It is a transcript of the gene PAT2, whose product is annotated as protein affected trafficking 2. Gene Ontology annotation, biological process: vesicle-mediated transport; intracellular protein transport. NCBI's taxonomy places the organism in Eukaryota, Viridiplantae, Streptophyta, Magnoliopsida, Arecales, Arecaceae. Gene Ontology annotation, cellular component: AP-3 adaptor complex; membrane coat. The record is from RefSeq and is a predicted model, not a curated record.
CCGACUCAACGACUCACCUGUGACGUUACUUGAUCCCUAGACGUAGAACCGGCCCGCUUGCUUAUUUCGACGAUCUCCAAGAACGCGAUCUCUCUCUUCCUCCACCUAGCCGGAAUCCGAGCGGCCGCUCGGAGGCGGUGAAACCCUAAUUCUAGGGCGGCGGCGGCGAUGUUCCCUCAAUUCGGGGCAACGGCGGACAGCCUGAGUAAGGCGUCGUCGCUGGUGCUCCGGAUCGGCACCGAUGCCCACCUCUACGACGAUCCCGACGACGUUAACAUCGCCCCUCUCCUCGAUAGCCGGUUCGACUCCGAGAGAUCCGAGGCCCUCAAGCGCCUCCUCGCUCUCAUCGCCCAGGGCGGCGACGUCUCCCACUUCUUCCCUCAGGUCGUGAAAAAUGUAGCGUCGCCGUCGCUGGAAGUCAAGAAACUUGUAUACCUCUACCUGCUUCAUUAUGCUGAAAAGCGCCCAAAUGAAGCUCUCCUCUCUAUUAACUGUUUCCAGAAGGACCUAUCAGAUACAAAUCCUUUAGUGCGAGCAUGGGCUCUACGUGCUAUGGCAGGAAUCCGAUUACAUGUAGUAGCCCCGCUUGUGUUAGUUGCUGUUAGUAAAUGCGCUAGAGAUCCAUCUGCAUAUGUGAGAAAAUGUGCUGCCCAUGCACUUCCAAAGAUAUAUGACUUACAUCAGGAUGAAAAUACUUCUGCCCUUGAAGAGCUUGUAGAUAUCUUGUUAAGUGACCAUUCCCCUGGAGUAAUUGGAGCUGCUGCUGCAGCCUUUAAUGCUGUUUGCCCAAGUAAUCUUUCGUUGAUUGCCAAACACUUUAGAAGGCUAUGUGAGAUGCUUCCUGAUGUUGAAGAGUGGGGUCAAAUUCUUUUGAUUGAGAUUCUCUUACGAUAUGUUGUGGCUAGGCAUGGUCUUGUAAAAGAGUCCAUUAUGGUAUUAAAUUCCGCUACAAGUUCCCAAUCUGACAAGGAUUCUGCAGCCGUUGGCAAUAUGUCUGAUGGUCAUUGUGGUUCUGAGGGGGGUGAGGCAUGUGAGUUUAAAUUGAACUCGUUAAUGUGUAGAUACUACAUAGAAGAAACAAAGGAGUAUUUAGCUCAGUCUGGAUGUAUGAAUGAAGAUGACAAUAAUUUUGGCUGCUUGGUCGUCACUUCCAGCCAAAAUGAUGAUGUGAAGAUUUUGUUGCAGUGUACAUCACCUCUAUUAUGGAGCCAAAAUAGUGCUGUUGUACUUGCAGCUGCUGGAGUGUACUGGAUUAUGGCCCCAAGGGUGCAACUUGAGAGGAUUGUUAAACCGGUUCUCUUUAUUCUAAGAUCGUCUUAUGCCUCCAAAUAUGUGAUGCUCUGUAACAUACUGGUGUUUGCCAAAACAGUUCCUUCACUUUUUGCACCUUACUUUGAAGAUUUUUUCAUAUGUAGCUCAGAUCCAUACCAUAUCAGAGCUUUGAAGCUUGAAAUUUUAUCCACCAUUGCCACAGAGUCAUCUGCCCCAAUAAUUUUUGAGGAGUUCCAGGAUUACAUUAAAGAUCCAGAUAGGAGAUUUGUUGCUGAUACAGUUGCUGCAAUUGGGUUAUGUGCUCAAAGACUGCCUACUGUGGCUGCUACUUGCCUAAAAGGGCUUUUGGCACUUAUAAUACAUGAAUCGUCUAUUAGCAUAUCAGGCAACAUUAAUGGUGAAGCAAAUGUUUUGGUUCAAGCAAUCAUGUCGAUUAAAGCAAUAAUAAAGGAAAACCCAGCUAAUCAUGAGAAGGUUAUUGUCCAUUUGGCUCGCAAUUUGGAUAUAGUUAAGGAGCCUGCAGCACGUGCAUUGAUUAUUUGGAUUAUCGGAGAGUAUAGCUCUGUUGGACAGCUUAUUCCUAAAAUAGUACCAACUGUUUUGAAGUAUCUUGCAUGGUCCUUUACUUCAGAAGAGCUCGAGACAAAACUUCAGAUUUUAAAUUCUACCUGCAAGAUUGUAUUGCGUGCCCAAGGAGAAGAGUUAUACACAUUCAGAAAGAUCCUAAGCUAUAUUAUUGAAUUGGCAAGAUAUGACAUGAAUUAUGAUGUCCGUGAUCGUUCUCGUGUUAUGGGGGAGAUCACUUCCUGCACAAUGCAGAAUGGAGGCAUAUAUCAUGAAUUUGUGGAAAGCAUAUUUAGUGGAAAUACACCAUCAAAAGCAUAUAUGGCCAAGAACUUCCGAAUUUAUCUUCCUGGAUCUCUCUCACAGAUUGUUGUUCAUGCAGCUCCUGGUUACAGACCUCUUCCUAAGCCUUGCAGUUUACUUGACGGUGACUUCAAUCUCGGCUUUGGGGUGGUUCAUGAGCCAGAAGAGCCAGCUGAAAUAAGUGGUAGGAGCAAUUCAUUUGAAAUGAAUGAUCCUGACAUAUCUUCUGGAUCUUCUACGGAGGAAAGUGGCUCUGCUUAUGAUUCUCAGCAUUCUAUCAUUAGUUCAGCUGACAGCGUUGGGACUGGAUUUGCAAGUGAUUCAAAUGACAAUGGCCAUACUUUAGUGGUUAGCCAUGGUGCUGAAGAUGGCAAAGAAAUCCCUCUAGUUCAUCUUUCUGAUGCUAGUGUUGAUUAUGGUCAAACAAGUCAAAGUGCCAAGGAAAAUAUAUCUACAUUUUUCUCUAAAGAUUUGGCAGAGGUGCUGUCUAAGUCAGCGUUGGAGUCAUGGUUGGAUGAGCAACCUAGUUUGCCAUCUUUGCAAAAAUCUGAACCACCAUCCGGUGCCAAAAUUUCUAUCAAUGAUCUUGAUUUUACUGUUAAGCCUAAACUUCACACACUUCUAGAUCCUGCAAAUGGAAAUGGCUUGAGGGUGGAAUAUUCCUUUUCAUCUGAGGUUUCAACUAUAUCCCCAUUGCUGGUAUGUGUGGACAUGUUUUUUGAGAACCUUUCUACCGAACCAUUAAUGAAUAUAACUGUGGAAGAUGGAGAGUCUAGUGGAAGUCUGGAAUCUGCAGACCAAGUGUUUGAAGAACCUAAAAGCCUGAUUUCUGCUAAUGAUGUGCCAACUAUACUUCCUAUGGAAGAGCUUGCUUCUCUAGAUCCAGGUCAGACAGUGAAGAAAGUUCUCCAAGUCCAUUUUCAUCAUCACUUGUUACCUCUCAAGUUGGCUGUGUUCUGCAAUGGGAAAAAGAAAAUAACAAAGUUGUGGCCUGAUAUUGGUUAUUUCAUGAGACCAUUGCCCAUGGAUAUGAAGGUAUUUACUACCAAGGAACGCGAGUUACCAGGGAUGUUCGAGUAUUCUAAGAGAUGUAUCUUUAAGGACCAUGUCAAAGAGAUUGACCACGAGAAGGACCAAAGGCCAUUGCACACCGAUACUAUUCUUUUAGUCUCUCGGAGUCUAGCAUCAAAAGUGCUCAGUAAUGCUAAUGUUCACCUUGUAUCGGUGGAUAUUCCAGUUUCUUUCAAUGCAGAUGAUGCAUCGGGUUUGUGCUUGCGAUUCAGUGGUGAAAUAUUGAACAGCUCAAAACCAUGCCUGAUUUCUAUAACUGCUGAAGGAAAACUUUCAGAAUCAUUAAAUGGCACUGUGAAAGUAAAUUGUGAAGAUACGAUAUUUGGCCUUAAUUUGUUAAACAGAGCAGUGGCAUUUCUACUUUGAUUUUUUUUUUUUUUUGUAUUUUUUCCCUUUCUGAAUCAAGGAUCCAACUAGUUCUGUGUUAGAAGGUGUAGAGUGCUGUAUUAACUCUUCACGACAAUAUUAUAAUUUAUGAAAGGAAUAUCUACUUUGGCUUGUAAAUGUUGAAAAGGAUUAUUGAUCAUUUCGUUGGUCUUAAAGAAUUACCUUUUCACUUUGGGAGUA